This is a messenger RNA of Prorocentrum cordatum, 3390 nucleotides long. Lineage: Eukaryota; Dinophyceae; Prorocentrales; Prorocentraceae. The record is from the annotation of a GenBank genome assembly.
AUGUCGAUCAACAACGACUUCCUGUUCGGGUCUGUCGCGGCGCCAGACGUGUCGCCCAAGCGUAAGAAGUCGAGGAAGUCGAGGUCUGACGGAGGGAGCGUCCACGAGGUGGAUGGCCGGGGCUCGCAGCACCAGCCCCAGCCCGACGGGCGCAAGUGCAUCGGUUGCAACUUGAGAGACUCCGACGAGGAUCCAGUGGAUGGGCCGGGCUCGUUCGUGUGUUGGGCGUGCCCUCCCGUUUGUGGGAAGACACAGGGCGGAAAGUGCUGGUAUUGUAACAGGUCAUGGUUCACUGGUUUCCGCCACGCCCCCGAGACGGGCAGCUUCGAGAAAUUGAUGACCGUCUGCGGCACCGACGACGCCGUCCUCCAGAAGUUCAACAACGUUCGGUCUUUGAUUUUGGACAAGUGCGUGAAACAAGGGAGCAGGCACAUCCAUGUGCGCGCUAACGAGGUGAAGGCCGUCGUGACUACCGUCGAGCGCACCAUGGUCUCCCUCGAGGAUGACGACGACGUCGUGGAGCUGGAGUACUACAAGAACGAGUACCACGGCGGCAUGGGGGACCCCGUCACGAACGGCAAGGGGCACACUAUCUUGAUGAUCCAGGGGGUCAUGCACGUCAGAGUCCCAGGGCCGCCUGUGAAGAAGUUGAAGCGGUGCCAGCAGAGCAUCGUGGACGUCACGAGGAUGGCCGACGACGGCGGCCUCGCGCUCUCCGACACCCACGCGGCUGAUGUCGCCCAGCAGCUCUCGACGAACAUUGGGGCGCACACAGACGGGGCUGGCGAGCGCGUCAGGGCCCCGCCCGCCAUGGACGCCGUCGCCGAUGCUAGGGCGCCGAAGCGGCCCACCCAGGCUGCCUCGCAGCCCUCGCCCUCGCCGCCGAGUUCGAGCUCUGCGACCGGCGCGCGCCCCAUGACCAGCCCGCCCCAGGUCUUGGGCAUGCAGGUGGUCGUCCCCGCGCUGCCAGGAGCGGCGGCUUCGCCGUCGGAGGUGCAGGCCGAGGAUGCGUCGGCGAAGCGGGCCCGGCCCCCGGCGUCGGCCGCCAGGCCCGCCGCCAAGCCCAGGGCGGCCGCGGCCAAGGCCAGCGCUGCGCCCGCCCCAUCCGGAGCGGGCGGCGGCGCAGGUGGCAAGGCGGGCAGGAAGAGGCGGAACUUGGUCUCGGAGACGGAGAAGGUGGCCAGUCAGUUCCAUCAAGCCGCUGCGGACGACAAGACGUUCUUUGGCCGCGGCCACGCGGGCAUGGUCGCCUGGCUCAAGCGGUUGUGCAAGGACUACGCGGAGAGGAUCCCAACGAUCCAGGAGUACGACUCGCACAUCUUGGGACAGAAGAUUGCCAAAUCCAUCCUGUCCAUCUGCACGGCGUGGAAGAAGCAUGGCCUGGAUUCGUCGGGUUUCGCCGGCGCCAUCAAGGACGCGAUCCAUUUCCUUGAGAUGCUGCCUGCAGCGAGGACCGACUUCUUGCCUGACUUCAUCCGCAUGUCGGAAAAGAAGUUCGCUGUGUCGGCAUGCCCCGCCGAUUCAACGUUCUGGCCAAUGUUGUCGCGCGACAGCGUUGGCAUGACAGAGGCGGCCCCAGCCGCCUGGGAGCAGUUUAUCUCGGAGAUGAUUCUUGACAAGCUGAUUGACUGUCUGGAGCUGAAGGACGGCUUUGAGCCGCAGAUCGCCAAACUCUUCGAGUGCCCGGACGCGCUCGACAAGGCCGACCUGACCGGGGACGUCCAGGAGCAGGUGAAAGCUCUCGAGAUGCUGGUGAAAGGUGCGACGUCCCCAGUGGAGACCCUGCACGCCUGGUCGCGGGCCGACCUUGUCUCGGCGAUGGCGAUUGUGAACGACAAGCAGAAGAAGAUCGCGAACUGCCCCUCGCUGUACGCCCCGGGCCGCAAGCUCGUCCAGCGCAUGACCUUGAGGGUCGAGAGCUUGGUGCAGAGCGAUGCGAAGAUCGAGACGUUCAUUGCCGCGGCGGACAUCAAGCGGACCGAUCAGAUGUUCACGGAGGCGGCGGGCAGCAUGAUCAAGCACGUCUUCGUCUUGUACGAGAGGUUCUUCGAGUGGGGGCAUUGGCUGUGCAAGUCUGCGGCGGAGAACGCUGCCGAGCCGUGGCCCGAGAGCAUCGCGAGGAGCGCCCUCGCCGACCUCGAGGGUCCGUUGGCGGCCAUCCCCCACGCCGCGCAGUUCAAGGCGUUGUGCAGCAAGUUGGAUAUCACCACGCGCGUGACCUGGGAGCAGAUCGACGGGGCUCGCGUGCAGAUGUCGACCCUGCUGUCGCAGAUGCCCGAUGCGCUGAAGGUGUUGGCCCAGAUCAAGAAUGAUACGUCGAGCGUCACCAGGGAGGAUGCCUCGCUGUUCCCGCGGCUCUUCUACAACUUCGAGAUGAAGUUCGGCUGGGUGAAGAUGAUAUGUGAGCCCGGCGCCGAUGCGCAGGUUCUGGCACGCUGCUCGGAGGCGUUUGCCAAGGCUCUGGAGGCCGCGCACAACGAGGGGCACGUCGCCGAGAAGGUCGCCAAGUGCAUCGCUGAGGACCCGAUCGUGAAGAGCGCCCUGGACGAGAUCUGGGAUGGCAUCCCAGCGGAGUUCCUGAGCAACACCGUGCCUGCUCAAGUGCGCCCUCUCUGCAAGGACGUGGUGGCGACGGCCAACCUCGUCGGCAGCAUCGGCGACGCGAAGCUCGCGCAGCAGUUCCAGGUCCUACAGGACUGCCACGUUUGCGCUUCCACCCGGGCGAACAUGAAGGCGAGGCGCGGGGCCCAGGGGCCGACGUUCUCGAGCGAGGACUCGGAGGCGUUCGUGGCGGCCCGCUCCACGCUCGCUUCGGCGCGCACCAGCUUGGCGAGGCCCUCCUUGGCCAGGUGCUUCAACGGCGUCGAGGGCGGCGCCCCCGCGGACGCCGUCCACCCCCCGAAGUUCGACGGCUGCGUGGGCCCAGUCGACCUCGCCAACGCCUGCAUCAACGCCCUGGAGAGCGAGCUCGGCAUCUGGGCGGAGAAGUGGAGGGCGUCCGCGCAGAAGCUCCUGGAGGACGUGGGGGGCGCGUGCCCGCGCGGCUGGCAGGUCUACAAGGUCCAGGGCUGGGCCCUCCACAUCCUAGAGACCCUGAUGGAUGACGUGAACGAGAACGUUCGCCAGAGCCUCUUGGGCAGCGCCAAGUUCCAGGAUCUCAGCGGCCACUCGCAGAUGCUGUGUGAGUGGCAGAAGACAAUGAAGAUCGUGAGCUCCAGAUCUGGCGGAUCGGCGACGUUCGAUCCGAAUUUCAUGAAGAUGGUGAAGAGCACGCUGGCCUUAGGCGUCGACACCGUCACGACGACCUUCGCCCUCUUCAAGCUGACCGGCGAGAUCAGCGAGAUGAGGAGCCGCGUGGAGCGCAAGAAGGCGAUCCGCGCGUUGCGGGAG